AAUCCGUACAUUCGUCAUUCAGCAGGAACAUGGAGAGGCAGCUUUUGUCUGUUCCCAAUCUCAUCGCCAAAAAACGAGAUGGUAUGGAACUCUCUAAAGACGAGAUCGAGUUUUUCGUGCAAGGGGUAGUCUCAGAAAUAGUUGACAAAUCCCAAAUCGGUGCCAUGCUGAUGGCGAUGUACUUGAGGGACCUCAGUGUGGCAGAGACCACGUGCCUGACCCGCGCCAUGAUGAACUCCGGCGACACGCUCAGCUGGCCAAAGGAAUGGGCGGGGCUUGUUGUUGAUAAGCACAGCACGGGAGGUGUUGGGGACAAAGUCAGCCUCAUUCUGACCCCGGCAUUGGCUGCGUGCGGGGUAAAGGUACCAAUGAUCUCAGGGCGGGGUCUGGGACACACUGGAGGGACCCUGGACAAAUUGGAAUCUAUCCCAGGAUUCCAAGUGUCAGUGACAACGGAGAAGCUGUUGGAAAUUCUUGGCACGGUGGGAUGUUGCAUUGUGGGACAGACAAAAAGUUUGUGUCCCGCGGAUAAAGUUAUCUAUUCCAUACGUGACGUUACGGGGACAGUCGGUCAUAUGGGACUCAUUACUGCUUCAAUAAUCUCGAAAAAGGCUGCAGAGAAGCUAGAUGCUUUGGUACUGGACGUCAAAUUUGGUCACGGUGCAUUCCUAAAGGACAAAAACGAAGCAAGGACACUUGCACAGCGCAUGAAUAAUGAGCAACAGAUUCCAUUAAAACGGGACGUGCCAUCAGUGUACACAGACCGACCUUACAGUGAGGUGAAGAGUCUCUCUUCACAAUGA
Messenger RNA from Gigantopelta aegis, 803 nucleotides. Its product is annotated as thymidine phosphorylase-like. The record is from RefSeq and is a predicted model, not a curated record. Bases 30 to 803 code for a protein of 257 amino acids. Gene Ontology annotation, cellular component: cytosol. Gene Ontology annotation, molecular function: 1,4-alpha-oligoglucan phosphorylase activity. Gene Ontology annotation, biological process: pyrimidine nucleobase metabolic process. The transcript is spliced from 5 exons. Lineage: Eukaryota; Metazoa; Mollusca; Gastropoda; Neomphalida; Peltospiridae.